This is a messenger RNA of Ectocarpus sp. CCAP 1310/34, 915 nucleotides long. The record is from the annotation of a GenBank genome assembly. Lineage: Eukaryota; Phaeophyceae; Ectocarpales; Ectocarpaceae.
AUGUGGAGAGUGCUGAAGAAGAUGACAGUGUGCACGAGAAGAGCGGUCAUGCUAGACGGAGAACUCUCUAAAUUCUUCGACAUUGAGCAGGGGGUCCCACAAGGUUGCACGCUGUCCCCAACAUUGUUCCAGGUGUUCAUCAACGAUCUGUUGGAAGUCGUAGAGGCAGUCCGGAAGGGAGUAAAAGCAGGGGACACGGAAACGUCGGUUUCAGGAAUGCUGUUUGCGGAUGAUUUUGUCGAGGACCUAUGGAAGGGGCUCGACAUCGACGAAGAUGAAACGCUGGAAACGGAGGGUCUACAGGGGUUCAAGGAGAAGAUAUCUGUUGCUUGUGCCGAGAGAGAAGAACAGAAUCUGAGGAAAGAAUCCAAGGAUAAGGAGGGUCUACAAGUGUCCGGAAUGUUGGAGGAAGGAAUAAGGUUCAAGGAUUACCUACAUGGACUAAUGGAUGCAGGAACAAAGCUUAAGGUCAAAUUCAGGACCGGGGACAUAGGCCUUCGAGAACGUCGACGAAGACAUAGGACGGUAGACGAGGAAGACGACGAGUUCAAAUGUGAUUGCGGCUUCGAAUGCGAAGAUCGUGUACAUGUAGUCGCGGAAUGUCCGUUGUACAAGAAGGAGAGGGAAGUGUACGUGACUGAGCUGGGAAAAACAGAUAGGACGCACACGGAGAUGUUUGAGGCAUGGAAUAGAGAGGAAAGGACGGUAGCUGUACUGGGGCAUAGGAGGUGGGUUGAAAAGGCAGGAAGAGAUAUCGUUAGGAUAGACAGACUAAUAGGGAAGACAUUGUUGAGCCACCUUUGGCGAAGUAGAAAGGAACGAUUGGCCAUAGGUGAUCGGUCCUGUGGGAACAAUGCUCCGUCCUCUCGAGGACGCGUGGUCAAUGGUCUAACCGCUAAGACAUGCAAAACAUAA